UGGGAGUGCCAUUGGUGGUGGUGGCUAGUCACAGGCGUGACGAGUUCCGAAAGCCUCGGAUUGGUAUUUUGGAAGUGCUUGAGACUCAUUUUGGUAAGAGCAUUUCAUCUGGCGCAUUUGUUGGUGAUGCGGCUGGACGACCAAAGGACUUUUCUGCGAGUGACCGGAAGUUCGCUAUGAAUGCGCGGUGGAGAUUCUUUAUACCAGAGGCCUUCUUUUGCGAUAAGCCCCAAAAUCUACCACCUCUUCCUUUUGAUCCGAUAGGAAUGUUUAACUCCAUAACCACGCAGUAUAUCCUGGACUUGAUAAAGCCGGAGGAGCUAUGCGAUCUCACAUCCGUUAAAGUCCUUGUUAUGAUGAUAGGAAGUCCCGCUUCUGGUAAAUCCUUCUUGUCACGGCAACUGUCGGAAAAAUACAAUCUCUACUGGAUUAAUCAGGACACUCUCAAGACCAAGCCCAGAUGUCUGAAAGCCAUCCAGGAAGCCGUAUACAACAAGAACGGAGCGGUUCUCGAUCUUCAUCCUCCAGACCGGUCAGAUGCUUCCACACAUCGCUGA
Gregarina niphandrodes is the source of this 557-nucleotide messenger RNA. RefSeq names its product putative polynucleotide phosphatase/kinase-like protein. The record is from RefSeq and is a predicted model, not a curated record. The annotation marks the transcript as partial. NCBI's taxonomy places the organism in Eukaryota, Apicomplexa, Conoidasida, Eugregarinorida, Gregarinidae. The transcript is spliced from 2 exons. Gene Ontology annotation, biological process: DNA repair. Gene Ontology annotation, molecular function: polynucleotide 3'-phosphatase activity; double-stranded DNA binding; ATP-dependent polydeoxyribonucleotide 5'-hydroxyl-kinase activity.